Loxodonta africana (African savanna elephant) is the source of this 2645-nucleotide messenger RNA. It is a transcript of the gene ACKR5, whose product is annotated as G protein-coupled receptor 182. The transcript has a single exon. Gene Ontology annotation, molecular function: G protein-coupled receptor activity. NCBI's taxonomy places the organism in Eukaryota, Metazoa, Chordata, Mammalia, Proboscidea, Elephantidae. Gene Ontology annotation, biological process: G protein-coupled receptor signaling pathway. Gene Ontology annotation, cellular component: membrane. The record is from RefSeq and is a predicted model, not a curated record. Bases 1273 to 2568 code for a protein of 431 amino acids.
AUGAAGGCAGGGAGCUGAAAGCCUUUGCGAGGGGCCAGGGAGAAUGGGGGGUGGGGGCUUGAGCCAGCCAGGGAAGGGUCAGAGCCAUCAGGGUUAUUAAAAGCCAGUUGAUUUUCAGAUUUAUUUUAGACCUCCCACUCCCAUCCAGUUCUGCUUUAAUAUGAAUCAAGACAGAGGAGGGUAGGAUUCCAAGGUGACUUAAAACAAAAACCAGUUGCUUUUUCGACUCUAUGUGUGUCAGAGUAGAAUAGUGCCCCAUAAGGUUUUCAGUGGCUGAUUUUUCAGAAGCAGAUCACCAGGCUUUCCUCCUGAGGUGCCUCUGGGUCUAUUUGAACCUCCUACAUUUUGGUCAGCCGAGGAGCAAUGUUUAUACCACCCAGGGUGACUUAAAGCUGACUUAAAACCAAAACCAGACUUAGGGAGAAGAAAAUACACAUACAUGCAGAGCAUUUACUACAGGCCCAUCCUGGGCUAAGAGCUUCACCUCCGUGGUUCAUUUAGUUCUUACAACACCCCCGUUAGUAGAUACUAUUGUCCCCUUUUUGUGGAGAGAACUGAGGCUUAAGCGUGUAAAGUCACAGAGCUAAUGAGUGAAGAGUCUGGGUUUUCAUGCUUGUUGUAGCCUGACUCCUCUCCCCUACCCCCCACUGGCACACAGGGUCUUUUGCUGUGACUUCCCCUGUUUUUUCCCCUGUUACUGGAUUGGGGGAGUGCAGGAAAAACCUCAGCCCCGCAGAGUCUGAGCCAGUGAUAGCUACUUCCCGGAUAAGAAGGCGGCUCUGAAGCUGACAGCAAAUCCAGCCCCACAGCCACAAUCCUCCAGCCUCCUUGCAGCUCCCCAAAAGCCCCGACCUGCUGGCCCUCGAGGACUGGAGGCCCAGGUGCUCCUAAAGGAAAUUCAGGUGAGUGUUGCCAUCUCUCAGGGAAGAAGGGACUCAAGGCUUUAAGACACGUAGCUUUUCUGCAUGAUCCACAGAUUUUCCAGGGAUGAAUUAGAAGGUAUGUGUGUGCGUCCCACACCCACAGCCCAACUGGUAAGACAGAGUAAAAGCCCCUAAUGAAGAUCUGCUCAAAAGGGACAAAGCCAGAAGGAAGUAGAGGUUGGAGUCCACCUGGGCCUGGAGGUGGGGCAGGACUGGUUGGGGGUGGGAAGAAAACUUGUCUGGCACAAACAGUUCUGGUCUCUCCCAGCUCAGAAACCCCUUCAUAAAGCAUCUCUACUGUUGGGUCAAAUCUGGAAAGUGAGUUGUAUGUUACUUAUUCACAGUUUGAAUGCUAAACUUCGUUUUCUUACCUCUUCCAAACCAGGUCUUUCCCUCAAACCCUCCAGCCCCUCUGUCCUUCCUUUGGGGACAAAAGAUGGCUUUCCAGGUCUCCUUUCUUUUCCAAUCCUGCCUUCUUCCCAAUAGGUGUCUGCUGGUCCUCAUGUCGGUCGGACCUAGCUCCGGGCCCAGCUCCUCCGGGGCACUCACCGUGCCUGCUGGCGACUUUUCAGAGAUUCACAAUUGGAGCGAUCUGCUCUACUUCUUCAACCACACUUUGCCCGAGUGCCACAUGGAGUUCAGCGAGAGCACCAAGCGCGUGGUCCUCUUUGUCCUCUACCUGGCCAUAUUUGUGGUUGGGCUGGUAGAGAACCUCCUGGUGAUAUACGUCAACUGGCGUUACUCGGGCCGGGCAGGGCUGCUGAAUUUCUACCUCCUCAACACAGCCGUAGCAGACCUGGGCAUCGUCCUGUCCCUGCCUGUGUGGAUGCUGGAGGUCACAUUGGACUACACCUGGCUCUGGGGCAGCUUCUCCUGCCGUUUCACUCACUACUUCUACUUCGCAAACAUGUACAGCAGUAUCUUCUUCCUGGUGUGUCUCAGCAUUGACCGCUACAUCACCGUCACCAAUGCCUCACCCUCCUGGCAGCGCCGCCAGCACCAAGGACGGCGGUUCCUGUGUGCAGGCAUCUGGGUCCUCUCGGCCAUCAUCCCACUGCCUGAGGUGGUUCACAUCCAGCUGGUGGAGGGCUCUGAGCCUAUGUGCCUAUUCAUGGCACCAUUUGAAAGCUACAGCUCGUGGGCCCUGGCAGUGGCCCUGUCAACCACUAUCCUGGGCUUCCUGCUGCCCCUCCUUCUGAUCGCCGUCUUCAAUGUGCUGACAGCCUGUCAGCUCAGGCGGGCAGGACAGCCGGAGGGCCGGCGCCACUGCCUGCUGGUGUGUGCCUACAUAGCCGUCUUCAUCAUCUGUUGGCUGCCCUACCAUGUGACUCUGCUGCUGCUCACACUGCAUGGGACCCACAUCUCCCUCCACUGCUACCUGGCCCACCUGCUCUACUUCUUCUACGACAUAAUCGACUGCCUCUCCAUGCUUCACUGCGUCGUCAACCCCAUCCUUUACAACUUUCUCAGCCCAGGCUUCCGGGGCCGGCUACUGAGUGCUGUGGUCCAUUACCUUCCCAAGGACCAGGCCAGGAUGGGUAGACGGGCUUCCUCCUCUUCCUCCUCCACUCAGCAUUCCAUCGUCAUCACCAAGGAGGGCGUGCAGCCUGAUACGGGCCCCCAUGCCACGCCCUCCCAAGCCUGAACUUUCAAGCAGCCUCUUUGUCUCCAAAUACUUCGCCCAUCUCCACACCUCAAUCUCUUCUGUCCAGCUGAGGUAGA